Molecule: messenger RNA, 538 nt
Organism: Drosophila erecta
Lineage: Eukaryota; Metazoa; Arthropoda; Insecta; Diptera; Drosophilidae
Exons: 1
Coding region: 19-441 (140 amino acids)
Source: RefSeq, a predicted model, not a curated record
UUGAAGAAAUUCCGCGCAAUGAGACACACGAUCGCCCUAAAGUUGCUCCCAAGUUUGCUGGUGCAGGAGGUACUGGCAGCUCAGGAGCCAUCGGUAUCCGGCUGGAGCUUCACACUGGAAUCCAUCCCCACCAAAGUGCUGAUCUUCGCCAGCGUGGUCCUGAUCACUCUCACUUGGACAGGCUGCGCCUACUUCAUGGCCAAUCGGCAUCAGAAGGCGGUCCAGCAUCUCCAGAGCCAACUCGACGAGCUGUGGUUGCUGCAGGCGAAGCCCUCCGUUUGGCCCCAUGCUCCCUUCAUCCCGAAUGCCCGGGAGCAGAAUCCGAAGGAGUAUAUUCCACCCAAGGAUGCGCAGGAGCAGGAACAGGAGGCCAUUGAGGCGCGGGACAGGGCAGAAAAAGCCAGGGCCUUUUUGGAGACCAGGAGCACAGAUAAAGAGUGAGAAGAAAGCAAUUUCUUUUAUGUGAAACUAGGAGGAUUUAUGAAUUACUACCUUGCACAUGUAUUAAACAGCUAAUUACACUGAGAACAUACACGAA